Molecule: messenger RNA, 1923 nt
Organism: Zea mays
Lineage: Eukaryota; Viridiplantae; Streptophyta; Magnoliopsida; Poales; Poaceae
Product: Solanesyl diphosphate synthase 2 chloroplastic
Exons: 6
Coding region: 697-1434 (245 amino acids)
Biological process (GO): isoprenoid biosynthetic process; plastoquinone biosynthetic process
Cellular component (GO): chloroplast
Molecular function (GO): prenyltransferase activity
Source: RefSeq, a predicted model, not a curated record
CAGCCAGGCACGGCUCCAGCAACGACACCCGAGUACGGAGUACCCGACCCGCCUGCCUGCCUCCUGCCUGCCUGUGGUCGCCUGUAUCACAAGCUCCCAAAACCGCCGCGCACGCUGCCACCACCGGUACCCAACGAACAUGGCGGCGGCGCCGUCCUCCCUCGCCUCCUCGUCGCAUAUCCCCCGCCGCGCCACAGCCACGGCCCCAGCACAGUCGCACUCGCCUCCGUUGCCGCAGCAGCUCCGCCCCGCCAGGUCCUUCAAACGCGGGGCGCUCGCGCAGCACGUCCGGUACAGCUUUGCCGGCAGGGAGGCAUCGAGGCGGCGCACACCAGGUGCUUGCUUCGUGGUCUCAUCCAGCCAGCCAGGUUCCUUGUCACUUCAGUUGGCCUUGCUGCCAUCGAUGUGCCGGCAGCGACUAUUCCUGAUGCCACGACGACAAGCGUCACUGAGCGGACUUCGGUUUCAUCUCUUUUAGAGGUUGUAUCGGAGGACUUGCUCAGCCUUAACAACAAUCUGAAAUCGCUUGUUGGUGCAGAAAAUCCAGUUUUGGUUUCUGCAGCUGAACAAAUUUUUGGUGCUGGUGGAAAAAGAUUAAGGCCAGCAUUGGUUUUCCUGGUGUCUAGAGCAACUGCUGAAUUAGCUGGUUUGUCGGAGUUAACUGCAGAACAUCGACGGUUGGCAGAGAUAAUCGAGAUGAUUCACACUGCGAGUUUAAUACAUGAUGAUGUCAUAGAUGAUAGUGGGAUGAGAAGAGGGAAGGAAACUAUUCACCAACUAUAUGGUACACGUGUGGCUGUACUUGCUGGUGAUUUUAUGUUUGCACAAUCUUCUUGGUUUCUUGCAAACCUAGAAAAUAUUGAAGUUAUAAAAUUGAUCAGUCAGGUCAUCAAGGACUUUGCAAGCGGCGAGAUAAAACAAGCUUCCACUCUUUUUGAUUGUGACAUCACACUUGACGACUACCUUCUCAAGAGCUACUACAAGACUGCAUCUUUGAUUGCAGCCAGCACAAAAUCAGCUUCCAUAUUCAGUGGCGUCAGCACCACUAUUUGUGAAAAAAUGUAUGCAUAUGGCAGGAAUCUUGGUCUAUCCUUCCAGGUUGUCGAUGACAUCCUGGAUUUCACCCAGUCAGCCGAACAACUUGGCAAACCAGCAGCAAGUGACUUGGCAAAGGGAAACCUGACUGCUCCAGUCAUCUUCGCUUUGCAAAGUGAACCAGAGCUAAGGGAGAUCAUUGAUUCUGAGUUCAGUGACACGGAUUCGUUAGCUACUGCAAUAGAGCUCGUUCAUAGAAGUGGUGGGAUACGGAGGGCACAUGAGCUUGCAAGAGAGAAGGGUGACUUGGCAAUCCAAAAUCUGCAGUGCCUUCCAAGAAGUGACUUCAGAAGUGCCCUUGAGAAGAUGGUGGAAUACAAUCUUGAGAGGAUUGAGUAGUGGAUUUUACUUGAAUGCUCCAUCAGGUACAUAUCUCCAUUUGGGGUUUGGGGUAGUUCUCAUAUAGAUCUUUAUAUUCAGCCCCUUUGGGAAGAUACAUUUCACUGAAAAAUCAGAUGAAUCACACUAUUUCAUACAAAUUCUGGGGAUAGCCUUUGAGCAGGCCACUACUAUCAAGUUGAUUUUGUAACAGCUUGUGCAGAAUCAUAAGAAACCCUAGGACUUGACCGCAGCCCCUUGCGCCUACAUGUAUCCGAGCAUUCUACUUGGCAGUUCUUGUAAAUAAUAGAACCAUACAGUAACUUAGCAUUCUUUUUUGUUUUGCAAUCUGAGCAUGCUUACAAGCAACAAAGUGUGUGCUAUAUUUGUACGGAUCUACGUGCACCUAACAUCAUGCACUUGUACAAUUGCUUUGCACUAUUAUGUACUAUUUCCGAUUUAACAGUAAUACGGAUUUAACAGUAAUAAUACCGUUCAUUUUCUACAUAA